AUGGAAGAAGAUGAAACUGUUGAAACUAUGUUUUCAAGGUUUCAAAUUCUUGUGUCUGGUCUGAAAGUUCUGGACAAAGGAUACUCCACUGCUGAUCAUGUAAAGAAAAUCAUCAGAAGCUUACCAAAGAAGUGGAGACCGAUGGUCACAACUUUGAAGCCUGCAAAAGAUCUGAAUGCUAUAUCUCUAGAAGAACUUAUCAUCUCCUUGAGGAUUCAUGGGAUAGAACUAGAAGAAGAUGAUCCCCAGAAAAAAGGUAAGUCUCUCGCUCUUAACUCUAAAAAUAAAUUUAAAACUAAUGCAUUUCAGGAAGAAGAAGAAAGCUCUGGAGGUUCCUCAUCAGAAGAAGAUGAACUAUCUCUCAUAUCCAAAAGAGUCCAACAACUCUGGAAACAUAAACAAAGGAAACCCAGAAACUAUAGAAGAUCUGAUGACUACUCUGAAUCAUCUUUUGGACACAGAAAGUCUAGAAACAGAGAAGUGAUAUGCUACGAAUGCAAUGAACCUGGUCACUACAAAAGCGAUUGCCCAAAACUACAAAAAGAAAAGCCAAAGAAAAACUUCAACAAAGAAAAGAAGAAAAGUAUGAUGGCUACAUGGGAUGACUCAGAAUCUUCUGAAGUAGAAUCAGAAGAUGAAUGUGCCAACAUUGCAUUGAUGGAAAACACAUUAAGUGAUACCAGCUCAUCAGAAUCUGAAUCAGAUUCAGAAGUAGAAGAGAUGUGCUUAACAGCAAAGUUGAAACACCAAUCAUGGUACCUGGACUCUGGAUGCUCUCGACACAUGAUGGGAAAAAAGCAUAUGUUCCAAAGUCUGGAUCUUAAAGCAGCAGAUCUCAGCGCGGAGAAAGCCAGGAGGAAUUCAACAUCAACUCUAAAUUUUCCUUCAGAAUGA
Molecule: messenger RNA, 894 nt
Organism: Vicia villosa (hairy vetch)
Lineage: Eukaryota; Viridiplantae; Streptophyta; Magnoliopsida; Fabales; Fabaceae
Exons: 2
Coding region: 1-894 (297 amino acids)
Molecular function (GO): zinc ion binding; nucleic acid binding
Source: RefSeq, a predicted model, not a curated record